Messenger RNA from Actinia tenebrosa (Australian red waratah sea anemone), 1339 nucleotides. RefSeq lists its product as uncharacterized. Lineage: Eukaryota; Metazoa; Cnidaria; Anthozoa; Actiniaria; Actiniidae. The record is from RefSeq and is a predicted model, not a curated record.
GUAUCCAACGGAUGUCUAUCCAACGCUUUUUCGACAAGGUUGAAAAUUUGUGAAUCGUUUUUAAACAUAUCUUGGGCUCCCUGUGGAAGGCACAAUAAAGACAAACAAAGAUGGCGGACGAGGAGAAAGAAACAGAGAAGCAAGAAAAUAAGAAGAAAAAACCACAAUGGAAGGAAACCUGUCUAGGAAUAUGGACUAAAGGAACAAGGGGAGAAGGAGAUAACAACGAGUGGAUAUGUAAUGGGAUCAGUGUUGUGAAAAUAGACAAGAAUAUUAAUAGAGAAAGCAUAAAGAUGAGUAAAACUAGAGGAUUACAAGUGAUUAUACAAGAAACAGAUGAUCAAAAGCCACAAAAGAAAGGGGAUGUCACAGAAGAUAGGGAGAGAGAUCCUCAGCAUCAUGUCUUUCCUCCUGAAAAUCCUGGUCUGGGAGAAAGACUUAUGUAUGUUUUAAAGAAAAAGAAAGAAACAGUGGAAAAAAAUGUGCAACAAGUUGUUACAGGAAAAGCAAGCUUUUCAGAUGUUUGGGCUGGGUUCUCUGGACUGAUGAUAUCCUGGUAUCAAACAUCCCAUAGAAUUGUUUCUUACUGCAAGCCAAAGGAAAAGAUUUAUCAAAUGUAUAAUUUURCUUCAACAAGAGUCAAAGACAUUGGCAGUCAUUGGAGAAAAAAGAAAUGAACAAUUUACCAUGGACAUAAGUGUAAAUUUAUCUAAUAAUGUAUAUAGUACACAAACUAUUGGAUCAUUGACAGCCGUAUUAAGUAAGAUGACACAUAUUUUAACCUAUACUGCUUUACCUGCAACAACGAUACAAACAUAUCCCUAGUUUCCCUCCCCCUUGGGAAGAAAAAGGAGUAGGCUACUCUUACUAUUGUGUUAUAAAUGAAAAACUGUAAACUAUUUGUUAUAAUCUUGGUUUUAUUGUUGCAUUAUCACCUGUACAAGAAGCAGCCAUCACAAAUGAGAAGUUAUCGACUAGACAACAGAUAUAAGAUAUCAUGGAUUGAGUUAUGAAUAGAUUGGCAUGCAUGGAUUCCACGCAAAAAGCUUGUCUUAUAGAAUGAAGGUUUAAGCAAUGUACUCAAGACCAUGUUAGAUGAAGGUAGUACCUUCAUAUCUCAAUCUCACCUCUGCCUUGUCGUACUAAAACGUGGGUGAGCACAAAGAAAAGUUGAACAUGAUAGAGAUGAGUAAAAAUUUAACUCGCACGAAAUGUGUCAUAACUAUAAUGCUCUAACCAACAAGAUGAACAAUGAAAAACAUUUUAUAACAAUGAUAAACUGGGAUUUAAAGACUUGUAUUAUUGCCAUAAUAUAGAAUAAAAUUCCUAACUAAAUUGA